This is a messenger RNA of Hyalella azteca, 2284 nucleotides long. RefSeq lists its product as uncharacterized. Bases 229 to 1476 code for a protein of 415 amino acids. Gene Ontology annotation, cellular component: HAUS complex. The record is from RefSeq and is a predicted model, not a curated record. Gene Ontology annotation, molecular function: microtubule minus-end binding. Gene Ontology annotation, biological process: centrosome cycle; spindle assembly. The transcript has 8 exons. Lineage: Eukaryota; Metazoa; Arthropoda; Malacostraca; Amphipoda; Hyalellidae.
UUUUUUUUGUAUAUAAUAGACUUUCAGGUUAAUGUACUAUGCAGGAAAGGUAGCAGAUUUAACUAGAAUUUUGUUUGCAGUAUAAUUUUAACUGAGACCUAAAAGGUACUUGGGCAUAAGAAGUAUAAAUAAUAUAGAUUUAAGUAAUAUUUACCGGCAAGUGGCAACUAAAUUAUAUGCUGCUUGCCAAAGUUUCCCACGUCUGCUGAAACCAUCCAUGCUCACUCCAUGAGCCAAAGCCUGCCAAUACACAUCAGUGUAGAGACUGUGACCAACAACCCCCAGCUUGGUCAACUGCUGGAGAGCCUCACUGAGCACCUCACGCCAACUGCUGUGCGCUCAUCCACCCAACAACAUUUGAACAAUGCCACCGCUGCUCUAAAACAUGCAAGGUUGGCAUACAUGGAACAAGCUGCUCUGUCCCACUACAUGUUAUCUGCCAUACGGUCAACAAAUGCUCCAAAUGUUUUGCAACCGAUAGAAGACUUGUAUGCUCUAGCGGAGCUUACAGGCUCAUUGAAGCUUCCAUUCAAGUCCCAGGAGGCAACCACAAAUUCUGAUCACAACAGCAACACAGACGACACUCCACCUCUCACAGCCAUGGCCAUCAGUAAAACAUUCAACAGCAGCACUCAUUCUCACAUCUCUUCUGAGAGUAGCAGCCACAACUCUUAUGCAGGACUGAGCUCUUUAAUGAACUGCAGCAAGAGUUCUAAUAUGGGUCGGCUUGCUGAUAAUUCUACACACAGCUCCUCUGAUAAUAUCUGUUCUUGCUGUGAUAACAAACCUUGUUCUGAAGUUGCCAAUGCUCUCAAGUACAAACCUGAAAAGGUUCGGGACCCAGUGACUUAUAAGCUGUGCAGUCCUAAAACACUGACGGAAAAAGCAGCCAGACUCUGUGCUGGCAGCAGAAUUUCUUCUUUGCUGGCACAACACACCAGCGACCGCAUCGUGACUGCCUGGCAAAAAAUCCGAUCCUGUAUCCUCCUGCCUGACGACUCUGCUGGUGAGGAGACGGCCGUGCCGCGCCUGCUGAGCCUCAGCGACCAGUGCUGCAGCAGCGCCCGCCUCCUGCACUCCUCCUGCAUCAUCACACACGUCCUCCUGCUGCAGGUGGACGGACAGUUGGUCGAGUAUGGGACGUUACUGAGCGACUUGGUGAAGAAGAGACGACUCUCUCAGCUGCCAUAUCACAACCUGCUGCAUCUCUGCACUGCUCUGCACACUCAGCACCACAAACUCAGAUGUGUAGAGCUGCAGAUCUUGUGCCGAACAUACACGCCAUCAGUCAUGGCAGGUCUGCGUGGCAUGUCACUACGUCUGCAGGACCGCAGUCGCAUCGCGUCUCAGGAGCUCGCUAAACUGCAGCAUGACCUGGAGCCAUACACGCAUCUGGACCCGUCCUAUCUCGCCCUGCUCGACGAGUAUAACAAACUCAAGGCUGAUAUCAAGUUCUGUACUUCUGCUCGCACCUAAAAAACUUCGCUUCCCAUUUUCAAUGCUAAGAGUCUUCAAGAAAUUUUUAAGUACGAGUUUUAUCAAUAUGGUAUUCAAAAUAAAAAAAAUUACUUCACUUCAAAAAUAAAAAACAAAAAAAUUACGUUGACCAAAUGCCUUAAAAUUGCUCUACUUUUAUCUUUCAUUGCCAAAUCAUGGAAGUCUUAUACAAUAAUUUAGGAAGGGGCUGCAACUGAGUGUUAAAAUUUUGGUACCUUAUGAAAUUUCUAUUUAUGAAAAAUUACAUGAAUUGAAAGUUUGUUUAGAUUUUGCAUUCUCUAUUUGCUUUGGUUGAAUGGCAUUUUUAUGCGAAAGUUAAUCACCUUAUCUGCGAAAUUUUGCUGACUUGCUAAGAAAUAAUUUUUUAAUUGAAGACCGUGCACUCGUGGUACUUUCCUUCACGUGCCUUAGACACGUGCUUUAGCUACUCAGAACUCCCAAACAGAUACCACGCAGUCCGCAGCAUUGUUUCAGAGCCUUUGAUUCGGAACACUGUACAUUGCUGUCUCAUUUUAGCACUUCUGUCCGGCAGUUCGGUGAAACGACCUCUGAUAUGAGCCUCUAACGUUAUUUUGCCGUAAGGACAUUUUUUUUCAUUUACCUCGAACAAAAACUCUUUGAUCAUCUAUUACGUGUAGUUACAUAUUCUUAAAUUGUUUCACUCGAGCAAUUAUCUCGAUUAAACCUUUUCAAGCUCGUGCACAACCUUGCGUUUUUAAUACGUAGGCAAAUUUGGUAGUAGAAACUUAUAUUGAAAUGAAUAAUUCAAUAUAUUCUUAUAUUUAUU